Salpingoeca rosetta is the source of this 1260-nucleotide messenger RNA. RefSeq lists its product as uncharacterized. Gene Ontology annotation, molecular function: potassium channel activity. Gene Ontology annotation, cellular component: membrane. Bases 1 to 1260 code for a protein of 419 amino acids. The record is from RefSeq and is a predicted model, not a curated record. Gene Ontology annotation, biological process: potassium ion transmembrane transport. The transcript is spliced from 5 exons. NCBI's taxonomy places the organism in Eukaryota, Choanoflagellata, Craspedida, Salpingoecidae.
AUGCAGCAACCCACACUCUCGCUGCCACCAUCAUCGUGCAGUGGCGACGAUGACACGGUGUGGCUGGGGAGAGGAAGGAGCUUGGAUGAAGAGGGAGCAUAUGAUGUAGAGGAAAGCGACGAUGAUGAGGUCGACGAUGGCGGAGAUGGGCUGCUGAGCGAGGAUGACGUCGAUGAACCAUUGCUGUUGUCAUCCUCAACCUCCACGGCGUCCAGAGCACGGUCAACGGUGGGUGCCAGCUGGUAUUCCCGUAACGAGAGCAGCGACAGCUCCGCUUCCAGCCGUGCAGCAGCUGCUUCAGAGACGCGGCGAGAGCUCAAGUCGCUCGGCUUGUAUGCGGACGCAACGCUGGUGUGGGUGGGCGUGUUCCUCGUCCUCGUGUACUUGGUCCUGGGAUGCGUCUUCUACGUGGCGACCGACAACUCCCUCGUUAUUGACGGCGCCGUAACUCGCGCCUUUGUGGACGCCUUCUACUUCACCACCGUCACCCUUUCCACCGUUGGCUAUGGAGAUGUGCAUCCAGAGCAACAAAAGUCGAAGCUGUUCACGAGCGUGUUUAUUCUAUUUGGGGUGAUCGUUGUCGGGUACUGCGUGGGCGUCGUGGUGGUGGAACUGCACGAGGUGCAGCACCACCAAACCAAGGAGCAACUUGCCAGGGCAGAGCUCGAGCUCUUCGAGCCAGCCAGCGUUAUCCGCGACUGCGCAGACACCGAACAACCGCCCAUCAGACGCAUCUGCACCGAACUGCGGCCCGUCAUCAAGGCUGCCCUCAUCAUGCUGCUGACGAUAGGCAUUGGCAUGGUCAUCAUCUCCCUCGACAAUCCACAAUCGUCCUUUGCCGAUGCACUCUAUUUUGCCUCCGUCUCCGUGACCACGGUUGGAUAUGGCGAUGUGCGGGUACACACAACUGCGGGCAAGGUCAUCGUUGCACUGUACAGCAUUUUCGCGACAGCGGCGUUUGCGCAGGCGCUCGCAACCAUCGCCUCGUUUCCCAUCGCGUACAGGCAGCGACGGCUCCAGAGCCAAGUGCUGCACCAACACGGCAGUCAUUUGGCGCGACAAGACCUGAACGAUGUCAUGUUUGCAAACCGCAAUGCGAGCCGCCCGUUCAUCACCCGCGAGGAGUUUACGCUUCGCCUUCUCCUCCGCAUGAACAAGAUCACGCACGAAGACGUGCGCGCGUGCCACCGGCAGUUUGCAGUCUUGGACGCAGACCACAACUUGCAGCUCGAUCCACACGAUGUUCGCGACAAGGACUAA